Messenger RNA from Paramuricea clavata, 1114 nucleotides. The record is from the annotation of a GenBank genome assembly. NCBI's taxonomy places the organism in Eukaryota, Metazoa, Cnidaria, Anthozoa, Malacalcyonacea, Plexauridae.
ACUUGAAGGAGGUAAUGUAUAAAGUUGGUUUGCCCAUCUCCAAGUUACAGAAAGAAGUCGAAGCUGAGGCACAGAACGACCAUCUAUAUCUACCUCUACUCUUAAUCGUUGAAAACACCCUGGCAAAGACCAAAGUAGAGCAAGAGAGUCCAGCAGCGCUGCAGCUCGCUCUUGAUAAUUUUAUAGAAGAAAACGGUCGGUUAAAUCCGGAUACAGCCAAAAGGUAUUAUACCAUCGGGAAAAUUCUACGCAAACAGAAGAAUUAUGAUGCUUCUUUGAGAUCUCAUUAUGAAGCAUUAGACAUCAGACUGAAGCUUUAUGGGAACAAUCCAGAUACGGGCAAGAGCUAUUUCCAGAUUGGAUAUGCCCAAUUUGGAAAAGGAGAUUACGAGUCAGCGUUGCAAUCGUUCGAGAAAGCAUUUGCUAUCGGACAAAAUCUUCAUGGGAAAAUCCAUCCCGAUGUUUCCUGCGCUUGUUCUAUGAUUGGAGUGACAAAGUAUCACUUGAAAGAGUACGAUUCAGCUAUGCCAAUGCUCCAGCAAGCCCUAGAUAUUAGCGUGGCACUCUAUGGAAAGGGACUCCCAGCCACCGCUACAAGGUAUUACUGGAUUGCAGAAUGCCAGUACGCAAUGCAAGAUUAUGAUUCUGCUCUGGAGUCAUGUCAACAGGCACUUGAUAUCAGGUUGAAGCUUCUUGGACAGGAGAGCGAAGAAACACGCAAAAGUUAUCGCCAAAUUGAAUUGAUACGAAGACGGUUGAAAGUUUGCGGAUCAUCUCCCGAGCUAGCAACACAAACUGGUCCUUCGAGUCAACAAAACGUAUAAAAGAACGCGAUUAAACAACAACCAAAUAACUUCAGAAUUUCUAGUAGACUAGAAUGCACACUUUAGGCUUGUUUUAUACGUCGAAUUUCGGUCGCGUCGAAUGCAAUUCAACCAAUAGAUAAUGAAGCUUAAUGAGGUUUAUCAUCUCAUUAUCUAUUGUUAAUGAAGUUUAUCAUCUCAUUAUCUAAUUGCUUUAAACGCGCCCAAAAUUCGACGUAUAAAACAGGCUUAAAUGUGAACUUUCAUAAUACACUGUUUUGUUGUUGUAUUAAUUACAAACUUAUUUCAGC